CCAGAGAUGUUCCCGGUGGUACCACUAGAUGUCACGCAAACAAACAACAUCCACUCCUGCUGGAUGAAGCCACUUAGCUCCUCUCUUCCACCCACUUUCAAGGAUGAGAUGCACUCGCUGCCUGUCACCGUUGAGCAUUUAAAGCGCUUGAUGCAGAGCUUCACGCAAACAAGACUCAUGUGUUGAGUCAUCUGCAGAAAGACAGCAGCGGGCGCGCAAAUCCUCGGUCGUGCCUCAGAGCAAGGACGCAUCAUUUUGGGUUUAGUGGGGGCUCGGCUACCGCGCACAUCGAUCAGCGAUCGUCAAGCCCAACUCUCCAGCUCUUCGAUCCGCCUCGACCCGGAUGACCUCCAGGGAGUAAGAGUGCGCCGAAAGAUGCGCAUCCGUGCUCGUCUUUCGUGCGUCUGACGCCAAACAAGUGUCGAGUCCGCAAUCAUUCGCUGGAUGAGCGAUGCCAGGGGUGACCAAGUAUAAUUUGGUGGAUGACUCCCUCGAUUUGAGGAUCCCUAUGCAUAACGAGGAGGUGUUCCAGCAUGGAGUCUGCUUCGAGGCAAAGUACAUUGGCAGCUUGGAAGUGGGUCGGCCUGGCAGCCGCAUGGAAAUAGUUGCUGCCAUGAGAAGAAUCAGAUACGAAUUCAAACUGAAGAACAUCAAGAAGAAGAAGGUCAACAUUGUUGUUUCCACCGAUUUUGUCAAAGUGAUAUUAAGGAAAAAGAAGCGAAAAGGUUGGUCGUGGGACGAGAGUACCAUCUUGGUCUCGCAGGAUCCCAUUUUCAGGAUUUUUUAUGUCUCACAUGACGCGCAAGACCUCAAGAUCUUCAGUUACAUAGCGAGGGACGGGGAAAGCAACAGCUUCCGCUGCAACGUUUUCAAGUCCAAGAGGAAGUCUCAGGCCAUGCGGAUCGUGCGGACAGUAGGCCAGGCGUUUGACGUGUGUCACCAGCUGACCUUGCAGAAGAAAACGGACGACCGGGAUGACGAGGAGGCGGAGGAGAAGGAGCCCGAUGACCUGCCAGCCCACGAGAGGUUUGCGUUGUCAGAGGAGACCGACCUUGAAGCCACCACAGAGGAGAGCAUCGAGUGCAACACUUCAUCGGACCUGGAGAGGAACAAAAAGGUCAUCGCUAAUAAUGGCAAGAGCUCCGACGACGGCUCGCUUCUGCUGAGCUCCCCGGCCGGCAAAAGCGCAGAGGCCCCCCCCCGCGCUUCCGAGCACCAGCUCCAACUCCUGCACAAGCAGUUACAGCAGCAGGAGCAGCAGGCGCAGGCGGCAUCAGCUCAGGUGCACGUGCUGAGGGGCCAGCUGUCCGUGGAGGUUUGCGCUCGAAGCGAGGCCCAGACCCGAGUUCAGAGGCUGCUGCAGCAGAACACGGACUUGCUGCAGCACAUUUCCCUGCUGGUCAAACAGAUCCAGGAGCUGGAGCUCAAAGCCGGAGCACAUUUGUCAUCCGUGGGCUCCCAGGACAGUCUUCUGGAGAUCACGUUCCGUGCACGACCCCCCAGCACGCCCAGUGAAGCACUCACGCCAUCUGGGUCAACGGUAGCCUCCGUCUCCCAGCACCAGAUCAGCGACGGGGCCUGGGUCUCCUUCGUCCCGGGGUCGGGCUCGUCAAGCGCGGGGACACCCGAAAGCGGCCUCGGCGCCGACGCCGUACGUCUGGAGUGCUUUCGGUUCUCCUCGGACAGCCGGGAGCAAAGCGACGGAGCGGGCGAGACGCCCGGCGACGGAGAUCUGCCUGACACUUCACCCACGGGUGAGCGGGUGCUGGGUGCUCUGGAGCUGCUCUGCUUUAGAGAAUCGGGAAUCGGAUCAGAGUACGAGUCCAACACGGAUGAGAGCGACGACCGAGACAGCUGGGGCCACAGCGAGGGAGCCGGGCCGGACGGCGGCGUUCGACUCGCCCACGUGUUGAAUACGGAGACUUUGGCGGACUCCUUAGGGGACGAGAUGGCCGUGUAGAGGUAGAGGCACCGACAGCGCACUCAAGAUGGUCGCACAUUUUUCCAAACGAGUCAGUCCGGCCCGCUUAGCACUUGUUGCUAAGUUCUGACUUUGUCGCGCUUUUCGUGACUUCCAAACGGUGGAAAAUUCCAAAUGUUUUGGCAAAGCGGGCUUGAAGUCGCAUGCAUGUUGAAUCGUAAAUGUCGUAUCAGUAGCAAAAAUGAAAACUGUCCAAACCUCUGCAGAUGCAAAUGCAAAAACGAAUGUUACGCUUCUAGUUUGCGAUUGUUCACAUUCGGCACAUUUGCUAAGACUGUGAAAGGCUUGUCUUUGUUGCCAGUUCAAUACAACCAACGUACUGUAAAAGAGGAGGCGUGUCCAUGCACACUCCUUUAGCGGUACUGUAAGUGUUCAUUUUUCUUCUUUGGCUUUCGACCGACUUGCGACUGUUACUGUUCUUCUAUGGUGUCUUCAUUUGUGUUUCGAUUUUCCAUUUUUACCGUCUUUGUGGUUGUCCCGUAUGUGAAGCGCUUUCCUACAGCUGCUGCUUUAAGUUGUGUUGCUUUGAAUGGCAUCUUGGCUGGGCUUUCUAUUUGGGCUUUUUCUAUUCUAUUUGGGAUUUCUUUCUAUUGUGAUGGUCGUCAUAGCGCAGGUAAUUGCUGUUUCCUCGUGCACGGCUCCAUCGGUUUGAUUGAUUUGUUUUGGAAGGGACAAAGGGAGGCCAGCAAGUGAUUAAUUGAGGCCUGGUGGAAUGGAGGUUUCUGAUUGGAUGCAGCAAGAUUUUUUUUUUGAUAAUUGAAAAGACAAAGAGAGAGAUGGUAGUUACAAAGCUUGUGCAGGUAAUACAAGUCCGGCAUCAGCAUGCCUUGCAAAGUGUGUUCGAUGACGUGUGUGUAAUCUUCAUGAUUUGUGAACAGGUUGGCUUCCCUGCCUUGCCACAACACAGCGCUCCAUGCUUGUUGCCAUACCAACCAUACUGCGGGAAUAAUACGCGUGACGCAUCCAGCAAGGAUGUGACCAUCUUUGUCUCUUAUAAGCUGCCGACUGACAUCUUUUGGUAUGCAAAACUGGGCACCCCCCCCCCCCCCCCCCUCAUUGUUUGUCUUAUAAUGCUACUGCAUCGCACUGUUUAUUUCCAACUCUCGUGUUAAGCAUUAUGUAUUGACGCCAUAUUGCAGUCGGGCUUUUGUUGCGCCCCACUUUUGGAGAGGCGAAUAAAACAAAUCUGUGCCUUCCAAUACCUCCGGCCAAGUGUCAGCCCAGUUUUGGCAAGUCGCCUUUCAAUGACUAAAUGGUGGACGCGCCGUCCCCAAAUGUGUCCUUCAUUGCCAUUUUUUCCUCACUCGCUCGCACUAACUUCAGUCAAGGGCACUCAAAAAUGAAAGUGCACUUACAAACACACCGUAGAUGUAUCGCCUUGUGAAAUUAAACAUCUUUUUUUCACGUG
Messenger RNA from Syngnathus acus (greater pipefish), 3389 nucleotides. Its product is annotated as carboxyl-terminal PDZ ligand of neuronal nitric oxide synthase protein-like. The coding region runs from base 452 to 1960 and encodes 502 amino acids. The record is from RefSeq and is a predicted model, not a curated record. Lineage: Eukaryota; Metazoa; Chordata; Actinopteri; Syngnathiformes; Syngnathidae. The transcript has 10 exons. Gene Ontology annotation, molecular function: nitric-oxide synthase binding.